AUGCGCCAUUGGAGGCAUGCACUCGAGCAAAUUUACGAACACCGAGCUACCAAGUCCGUUCCAGGCUACGGGCCUCAAACGGAUACUGAAAAGGCAUUAGUGGAAGCAUUAAACCAAUUGGAGCUGCAAUGCAAAGAAAGGAUUGAUCUCCUAGAAGCUCUACGUGUUUCUCGUCAAGAAGGCUUGCCUCUGCCACCAGCCACUGGUACUUCCAAGGCUUCGACAUCCUGCGAAGACAGAAAUAUGAACCGUCCAAAAGGCUCCAUUGGACAAGGCACCAUUCCUGCCGUAACAUACUCGGAACUAUCUCGACCCACACUUCCUAGCCGACCGUCCUUACCUCCUCGAACAUCGUCGGAACAAGCGACUACUUCAAUGUCAAAUGGAGGCAACCAGAAUGUGGAAGCAAAUUUCCGCCUUGGCGCGAAUUCAAGGUCAUUGUCACCAAGUCUCCCCGGUAGGACGGAUAAAACGUCGCGUUCCAGUAGCCCAGAGAAACAUACUAUGAGAACAACCCUCCGUUCUGGUAGGACGAAUGACAAACCCAGCAAACCGGUUCGACAUUCGCCAAAACCCGCAGCAGAGGGACCAAGUAAAGCAGCGACAUUGGCAUGGAGUGCCCUCGGAUCGCGAGAACGACCCUACAAAAUACCCGCUUCUGAUGGCCCUUCAUCGACCCCUCGUUUAACUGCUCGGGCCGCUUCAGAUCAGACAAAGCCUGUAUCAUCAUCACCUUUGCAAUGGGACAGUCAUUCCAGACGACUGGUGACACAGCGAGAUGCGGAAAGUUGUCCCAACGGAUUGCUAUCCAUUGGUGCAUCUAGACAUUCUGAGGAGUAUCCACGGUCUAAGUCCUCCCUGCUAUCCGUUUCCGCCGCCUCCAGCGCUCUGAACGCCUCAUCAUGUCAAGAGACACCCUUUUCAGAUUCAACAGUGAACAAAUCAGAACGUAUUUCGCCCGCACGUACGGUUGCAACCAUGGGUCAAUUCGCAAGAAUCUCGAGGAGCGAGCAGGCUCCCAACCCACCUCCCGCUGAUGACCCAGAAGAGACCGCAGAGAAAAGGAACUUCUCCGACAGUGCAAUAAGACGCAAAGAAGUGGUCAAGAGACGAGUUCAGCCGUCUUACCCAACGUCCAGAAACAGUGUCCUGAGUCGUGGGAACGUAUCUCGUCAAGAUAAGCGACAAGCAAAGGACGACGGCUCAAGCGAUUCCGAUAGCCCUACAACCGAAUCGCUCUCCAAGCCUGGAAGGACCAAGCGAAAAGGCCCCCUGGUAAUUCAUAGUGCACAGUCACGAUCAUCUGAGGAUAUCGAUUCGGACGAUGACUCCACGGCGAAGGCAUGGGAAAAGAAGAAGACCGCCAUUCUUAAGCAUCUGCCAUCUGGUAUUGAUGAAGGAGCGGCGAAGCAAAUUCUUAGCGAUAUUGUCGUGCAAGGAGACGAGGUACAUUGGGAAGAUAUUGCUGGGCUAGAAAUUGCAAAAAAUGCUCUUAGAGAAACAGUUGUCUACCCGUUUCUUCGACCAGAUUUGUUUAUGGGACUACGCGAGCCGGCCAGGGGUAUGCUUUUAUUUGGACCUCCGGGGACAGGAAAGACUAUGCUAGCACGAGCCGUGGCCACCGAGUCGAAAUCCACAUUUUUUUCUAUCUCCGCCAGCAGCUUGACAAGCAAAUACCUCGGAGAAUCGGAGAAGCUAGUCCGUGCUCUGUUUGGUCUCGCAAGAGCUCUAGCGCCCAGCAUUAUAUUCGUGGACGAGAUUGAUUCUCUUCUAUCGCAAAGAUCUGGGUCAGGAGAACAUGAGGCUACAAGGCGGAUCAAAACAGAGUUUCUGAUACAGUGGAGCGAUUUGCAACGCGCAGCUGCCGGAAGAGAAGCUACAGAAAAGGAUAAAGAGCGAGGAGAUGCAAACAGAGUUCUUGUCCUCGCCGCAACGAACCUUCCUUGGGCGAUUGACGAAGCAGCCAGGCGUAGAUUCGUUCGACGGCAGUACAUUCCACUGCCAGAGCCACGGACCAGAGAAACGCAACUACGAACGCUGCUAGGACAGCAAAAGCAUGGCCUUUCUGAAUCAGAUAUAGAGAUACUUGUUAGGUUGACAGACGGAUUUUCGGGUUCAGAUAUUACUGCUUUAGCAAAGGAUGCCGCAAUGGGGCCACUUCGAUCACUUGGUGAAGCAUUACUUCACAUGACUAUGGAUGACAUUCGACCUAUUCUACUUGUAGACUUUGAAGCAAGCCUAAGCACAAUACGACCCAGCGUGAGCAAGGCUGGGCUGAAGGAGUAUGAAGAUUGGGCCAAGGAAUUCGGCGAAAGAGGAGGCUAG
Molecule: messenger RNA, 2325 nt
Organism: Metarhizium acridum CQMa 102
Lineage: Eukaryota; Fungi; Ascomycota; Sordariomycetes; Hypocreales; Clavicipitaceae
Molecular function (GO): ATP hydrolysis activity; ATP binding
Source: RefSeq, a predicted model, not a curated record